AGACUAUUUGCUGAAUUUUUUGACGUGGGUGGGGUGUCAGCUUCACACAUGGCAUCCCUCAGGCUUGCCAAAAGUCAGCACAGAGAGCGGGGAAUUUUCAACGGACAGAUCUCAUUUCUCGGCGUGAUCACUGAAGGUGAAGACAGUAUUUUAGAGUGCCGUAAGCGGUUUCACUGGCUCUGGAACAGACGGACUAUACAUCAGAGGCAGACGACCAAGACAUGCGGCCUAAAAGAAAACUUAAGCCAAGUAGAUAUAAUAGAGACCAGGAGGAGGAGGAAAACCUCAGUCCACCGAAAAGGAAGACUGUGUCUCUUCCCAAGGCCCCCGCUAUCCCAAGACCUCCCUCCAAUUCCAGGCGCUUCAUUCUGAUGCCAAAUACAGAAUGUGGGUUUGUUGAGGUCCCCUCAUCUAUUGAGGAGCCUCAGAAUUCUCAGCAUGUAAUGAACCUGGGGUCAACCCUCCGCCAGGCAAUAGAGCAACAUUAUGGUGACAUGGCAGGGUCAGAGCAGCAGCAGAGCAGCAGCAUCGCAGCAUCCCACAUGACCAUCUUCCCUCUGAGUGAUAAGCCUGCCCUGUAUAAACUUGAGAAGGAUCUAGCAAAUCAACCAGACCUCCGUAAGGAACUGGUCAUCACUCUUGGAUUGGCAGGGGGGGCAACAGUAAAAGAAACUGUGUGGCGCAUUUUAAAACAGGCCAUCAAAAAUGACCUUGCUAAGACGAUCUCAUGGCGUGGCCUGAAUGGCAAGGUGCCUUUUGAAAAGCUCCACCUCAGGGCAGUUGUGACAGAUGCUGUCAGACGUAACCCAAUCUGUCUGGAAGCAACUGAUCUGACCAUUGUUGAUGCUAUUAAAAGGUGGUUCUACUGGGCUGGGGAUCGAGAGGGGGGGAGGAAAAAUCGGCUGCCAGGCUCCAGCCAAGGGCAGCCAGCAGAAUAA
Fundulus heteroclitus (mummichog) is the source of this 938-nucleotide messenger RNA. RefSeq lists its product as uncharacterized. NCBI's taxonomy places the organism in Eukaryota, Metazoa, Chordata, Actinopteri, Cyprinodontiformes, Fundulidae. The transcript has 6 exons. The record is from RefSeq and is a predicted model, not a curated record. Bases 222 to 938 code for a protein of 238 amino acids.